Molecule: messenger RNA, 6077 nt
Organism: Pomacea canaliculata
Lineage: Eukaryota; Metazoa; Mollusca; Gastropoda; Architaenioglossa; Ampullariidae
Exons: 16
Coding region: 1492-5175 (1227 amino acids)
Biological process (GO): transmembrane transport; RNA processing; monoatomic ion transport
Cellular component (GO): membrane
Molecular function (GO): RNA binding; RNA nuclease activity; protein binding
Source: RefSeq, a predicted model, not a curated record
AUGUAUGGUUUAUGCAAAUCAAAGAGUGAAACUUUUGUUUGUACCGCGGUUGAGACACUGUAUUCAGUCCACUUUAAUCCAAAUAAAUUUUCAGUAACUUAAUUGCUCAAGUAGAGUGCAUUAGGCCACAUUGGCAUAGGAAGAUAUGUUCGGCUUUGGUGAGCAAACUUCAUGCUGACAGUGAAAAACAUUAUAUUGUUGCUUCAUCGUAUUUUUUUUUUUUUUUUUUUUUUUUUUGGUUUUGUUUUUUGUUUUUUUUUUUUUUGGUUGAGGGGGGCGGCUGCUCAUGAGAGAAAGGUGCACGAGAGAAAGGACCGGAGAGGUUAAUAAGAAAGAGUGAUCAAGAAUGCAACCACAAACAUUCCAUCUCCAUAUUGUACACUCAUGCCCAACACGCCUUAAUUAUUUGCAUCACUACCAUCAGCUGGCAGGCUCAGUAGCUCUUGCGACACAAGUUAUGUCAAAGUAUCACAUGACCCAGUUGAUUUUUUUUUUUUUAAUUUCCUUUGGCACUUCUGCUGCCAGUGAAAGAUUUUUGUAACGACAAACCAUGCACGGUUUCUUCUUCACAAUAAUUACACUUGAUUAAUUAUUUUCCUUCAGACCCACAACACGCAAUUAAUUAAGGUAUAUAUAGUAAUCUUACAAACUAUUCAAAAUUAAUUAGCGCCACCAUUUCUCGACACUGGACAGUAUAGCUUAACACCUAAUGGACAAUCACUAAGACAAAAUGUCUGUAGUCUUCCCCUUUGUUCUCUCAACGCACCCAUCAAUAUUCGUAGAAGCUGAUUUUCAUCUAAUAUCCAAGCCCGGUUUCUCUGGGUGUGUAUAGGGUACGACGUCGCCCCGCGUGUAAAAUGGUACCCGAACGUGUGUCGUGUUGACACCACUGUUGCCGUGCGAUGCGCUCCAGGUAGACGAACCUGCACACCCGAGUGCAACCGUGACUCAGUUGAUCGCUUUGGCAGUCAAUCAGACUGUGUCGAUCGCUGCGCUCCUUGGUGUUGGUGGAGGGUCUUUGAAAAAAGUUCCUGUCUCCACUCUUUCUUUCUCGUCAGUCGAUCAAACACUACCCAUGUGAGCGUGUCGCAAUCUUUAUAAAAGUCUAUUUCCGUUUGGACGGGACUUAUUUGCCUAGUUGUCUGUUACAGGAAAAUUUGAUCAGGGUGGUUUGCGUGCUCCUCCCAUACCUACCCCAGAAACCCAUGCUUUCUGACCUUGCGUCUCGAGUGUUGGACAGAAGGUCUGUUGAUCGUUACUAUUGAGGACUGCGAAGAAGUUUCUAGCCUUUCUUCGCGGUAAGAAACCUUUCCGUGGUGUAAAUUAUGUAUCGAAUGAAUACGAUCUUUGAUUGAAGACUCGCCAGGAAAAGAACCCCUAACUGUUGUCUGCCUUCCGCUAUGGAGGUCGUUACGUCACGAGGGACACAUCACACCUAAGACCGACAUUUUGGUGAGACGCUGUUCAUCACCGAGUUACAUUUUACAGACGAUGUCGCGCGUGAUUCGCCGCGCGACAGGGGUCCUGACCUCCGCCUCUACAGAAGAUGGCGACUUCGUAGCGUUGAGAGCGAGGCGAGAGGAGCGCCAGCUCGAUGUCAUAUCAGAGGAACUCGAGGACUUUGAGGCACCGGUGACAACUGCUGUUGUGGACAGACCCGUGUCGGCACGGACAAGGACGGCAAAGGACAGACUCUUCGAAGAGGCUGAGAAAGCCAAACCCGAACAAUUUUUAGAACUUCUCAAUGUGUUUGCUAACGAAAACGGUCUGGCGAAGCUGCGGCAUCCCGAAAACAACAUGAACAUCUUGCACUACGUCCUUCACCAUCGCCGGCGAGAUCUGGCGACGAUGAUCGCCGAGCGCGUGGAGCCAGCUGUCUUCAGCCAGGAGUGUGAUGUCACCGUGGCGGCAAUCAAGGGCAAGAAAACCGCCUUGCACUACGUCACCGAGCUCAACGACUUGCAGUUGGCUAAACUCAUUCUGAACAAGGUAAAUGCAGCUCAAAAGAAAGAAAUUCUAGCUCAGGAAACCCCCGUGGAAAUAGAAGGUCAGAGGCCAAGGACACUGCCCCCAUGUCAUCUUGCGGCCUUCCUGGGGUUCACGGACUUGGUCGUGCUCUACCUUGACAACGGCGCAGAAGUAAAUGCUGUGAAUUCCAAGAUGGACACGACCCUCCUGUGGGCAGCAAGGUGGAGCCACCUGGAUAUCGUCAAAGUGCUGCUGGACCGUUGCGCAGACACCAGCAUCGAGAACGACAAAGGGUCGACGGCGCUGUACUGGGCAGUGCGUUACGGCCACACCGAGUGCGUCAAGCUGCUGGUCAGUCAAGGGAAAGCAGACAUCGGUCAGACCAGAAAGCUCGGACUUGUCUCCCCCAUCGUGCUGGCGUCGGCCCUCGGGUUCCUGCCAAUCGUUCAGAUUUUAAUUGAAAACGGAGCGGAUCCGAACACCUGCAUCCGAGGGAAAGAGAGACCUCUACACCAUGCAGCCAAAGAAGGCUACCCCGAAGUCGUCAGCUACCUUCUGGAGAAGGGGGCGGGUAUCGACCAUGCUGACGAGAUCGGCGACACAGCCCUUCUGCACGCCGCGCGACAUGGCUUCGCAAAGUGCGUGCAGGUGCUGCUGAACAGGGGAGCUAAUCACAAGCACAAGAACCACAUGGGGGAAGAUUUUAUGUCGCUUGCGGUAGAAAGCCACAACAAACAAAUCUUAAAGAUCGCGAUGCAGUUCACCAAGGACAGUCAGGCGGUGCGCUCCCCUUUACUGCUGGCUGCAGCAGCCGGCGACUGCGAGAAGAUCACCGAGCUGCUGAAGAUGGGGCUGGACCCGGGUGUCAUCGACGACGAUAAGAACACCAUUCUGCACCGAGCAGCGAUGGAAGAUAGAUACCAAGUUAUCAAAAGCUUUCACGACAAGGUGAAGAUCGACAGCCAGAACAGCGCCGGCAACACGGCCUUGCACGAGGCUUGCGAGCGAGGGUUCUCAAAGACCAUUGGCGCCCUCAUCAGCAGCAAGGCCACCGCCAGCAUCCGGAACAACUUGGGCGAGACGGCUUUGCACGUCGCUGCUCGCUGCAGGUCCAUUCAGCCGGAAACAGUGAAGAUCCUCAUGGAUUACGUCAUCAAGUCUCACGCCUGGGAGUCGCUCAACAUCAAAGAUAACUUCGGGAACAACGCGCUGCACAUCGCCGCCAAGUUUGCCAGACCGGAAGUGAUGUGGGAGUUCCGCAGCGUGCCUUUUAAGACUAAGGAUGACGAUGGUAACAUCGCAUUACACGAAGCGGUCAGACCUGGGGAACCCGAGGCUCUCACAGCCAUGCUGGACAUCUUCGAGGCAAUGAAGCGAGACGCCGACAUCAACGAACAGAACAAAGCCAAGGAGACCGUCCUUCACCUGGCUGCGAAGGAAGGCUUUGCUGACCAUAUGGCCAGACUCGUCAUCCUGGGUGCUGACUUGUCAGCUCAGGACAUAUCGGGCAAUACAGUCUUGCAUAUGGUGACUAUAUUGUCUGCCAACUAUCCCCGUAAAGCUAAAACCUGCGUGACUGUCUUUGAUGCCAUACUUGCCCAGGCUGUGAUGUGGUGGUGCCAGAAGCACCAGCGAGAGUACCCACACGGGGACGAGGACACUCUCCGACAGUUCACCCGACAGGCGGCGCUGAGACUGCUCACCGAGACUUACAACAAAGAGGAUCUCAAUGUCUUGGCCUUGGCUUGCAAGGUUGGGGCAGCCGACAUCUUGCGACUGGUACUAGGAAAGAGCGAGGUGAUGUGUUUUCAUUACACGGACGAAGUGCUGUACACUGUCACUAACAUGACUCCUCUGACCAACAACUCUGUCACCGGCUGUUGCCCCGGGGGCACUGUGGUUCCUCGUCUGUCCUACCUCGAGUGGCUGCUGUCGCUGGACAACUCUGAGCAAGCCUGCAAGGUUCUGGAUGUUCAGCCUUUUCGGGAUAUGGAGAAAGCUUACAGCAGAGUCGCGGCUUUGACCUACGCAAUCAUCAUGGCGAUACACAUCGUGUACAUGUCGCUUUUCAGCUACUCCUCCAUCGACUUGCUGGAAAGGAGACGCACGGACCCUGGCAGCGCCGCCUGGCCGGCCUCGAGGAUCAUCCUGUACGCAGUCGUUCCUCUGGAGCCUAGCUUCAUCCUCUUGUACCAGUUGUACAGCUUCGCUCAGGCCAUCUGCGUGGGUGAGGCGCCUCUACAGUACAAGCUGUUGCUGGGCUUCCGCAAAGGCUUUACCGCUGUGCUGAAUACGGCCCUGCCUGUCAUCAUCGGCGUUAUCUACUCUAGCUCCGUCGUCAUCUGGAUCAUCCUGUACAGUGUGGACGUCAGCAUCAUGGAGUACGCCCUGGCGCUAGCGCUGUGUGUUGGCUGGUUGUACACCAUUUCCUUUACUCGCGGCUUCCGCAUCAUCCACUUCUUCUGGCGCAUGAUCCAGAACAUGAUCGUCAAAGACAUCGUCAAGUUCUUCUUUAUCUACAUCUUCGUUCUCCUCGGUUUCGCCUUCGCUAUCCAUUCCAUAUUGCAGGUGUCGCAGGUGGCGGCCAGCAAGUACCCAAGUCCCCUCGACACCAUGUUCCUUGUCUUCCGGAUGAUGAUUGGCCAGGCCGACAUCUUCGAUGACGAUGUCAACAGCAGCGUUGGGAGCUCCUACCUCACAUUCCUCAAGCUGACCUACCUCGUGUACAUCGUGCUAGCAACCAUACUGCUCCUCAACCUUCUCAUCGCCAUGAUGAACGACUCCUACUCCGCGAUCUUGAACCGCAACAGCGUGGACUGGCGUUUAGAGAGCGUCAAGCUCGGGGUGGACAUCGAGAAGGCCUUCCCCCGGUUGCUGACGCUGUUCGGUAGGGCCAAACUCCGGCGCGGAUUGGUCCUUUCCAACAACGGGCCAGUGCUCGCGUCCAAAGCUACCUCCGACCCUGAGCUCAGUGUCAAGGUCGACGCACCGGAAGCCUGGUAUAUGACUGUCAAGGGCGCGGAGCAGCGCGAGGACGCGGAGACGGCGGCGACAGAACGCGAGCUGCUGCACGACCUCAGCAGCAGGGUGACGGCCAUAGAGCAGAAGCUGACCUUUGACCUGCAGCAAGUGCGGCAAACGCUGGAUGACGUGCGGGCUCACCUCAAGGAAGGUUCCUUAGCUAUGCAGAAUGUUCGGACGAGUUAACAUUGAAACAAAAGUACAAACACAACAUAACGGGAACGAAAAUAUCAGAAGUGUUAACGUUGUUCUACAAUCGCUCAAUAAUAAGUCAUGCUGAUGGGUCUUUCAUUGUGUGGUUAUUGCUGUCACUACCACCACCCUCAACUUUCCCCGUACCCUUGUUUUCUUAUUUAUAUUUAAGGACGAAGUGGUCUCGUUCGUAACUGCUGUUGCUUUCAUUUACCUGAACACAUUUUCAUACGUGUCUUCUUAAUAAAACAGACUUCGAAUAUCGCCAUAAUUUUCAUUUUGCACUUUUAAAAUACCAAAGCAAUUCCAUUUGCCCAGUCCAUAAUAAAAAAUGCAUAAACAGAAGAUCAGUGCGAUGAUAUAUAAUGUAAGUCAAAUGGCAAAGGUCAUCGAUGAGAAUAUGAGAGACCUAAUUUUGCUCCAGUCUUACGCAUCCUUCGGUCGAAUUAAAAUGCUUUAUUCUAAAAAAUAUAAAUGUAAAAUGCAAAUCAUCCCCUAACCCCUCCCUUUUUUUUAAUUCGAGUUUACACCUCAUUAGCGUUGGAGAGUGUAAAAAAAAUGAAUUGCGUGAACAAAGAAAAGUUCAGUAAUUUAUAAAAUGUGUUAAAAAAGUAGUUUUGUUCACUACAUCUUUUAUAAAUCGUCACCUUUGUAACAUCACUUUGCAUUUUUGCAACUUUUAACCUGUUACAUUUCUCCAAUCAGUCUUACCUGGUUGGACACGGUACUGCUGACAUGUGUGGAUGCUUGUAAAGAUUUACAGAAUUUCGAUGUUCUCAGGUGUUGUACAGAAACCCUUCUGCAGAAUACUCUUUAUUUUAGCACAGCCAGCAACUAAUACAUACGACUUUAUCUUAAUUGAGAUGGAAAUAAAUACUGAUAUAAUUUUGUUGAUA